Notolabrus celidotus (New Zealand spotty) is the source of this 589-nucleotide messenger RNA. Its product is annotated as lipopolysaccharide-induced tumor necrosis factor-alpha factor homolog. Gene Ontology annotation, molecular function: zinc ion binding. NCBI's taxonomy places the organism in Eukaryota, Metazoa, Chordata, Actinopteri, Labriformes, Labridae. The transcript is spliced from 4 exons. The record is from RefSeq and is a predicted model, not a curated record. Bases 53 to 457 code for a protein of 134 amino acids.
UCCACAGCUGCGGGGCCCCAACAGAAAACACCCUUUCACCUUUAGUGACAAGAUGUUUCAUCCUGUUCCUUCGGAGGACAACAUGGAAAGAGGCGGAAUGGAUGCGACUCCGUACCCCGGCCCCCCAAUGAACCCUAAUGUUGGGUUCAACCAGCCUGUGGGCCCGGCAGUAGUGAUGCUGCAACAACCACAACAACCACUACCUACUGUUCUCCAAGGACGGAUGGUUUGUCCUCAUUGCCAGAACAGUGUUGUGACUGAUCUCGAGCACAAAAUCGGAUUUAACAACUGGAUUUCUUGUUUUGUAUUAGGAGCAUCUGUAAUGUGCUUGCCUUUCUGUUGGAUCCCCUUCUGUGUCAAAUCAUGUAAGGAUGUGGAGCACUCCUGCCCCAGGUGUCACAAAGUCAUACAUAUCCACAAAAUGCAAACGUGGCAGCCGCAGCAAUACUCUUGGUAACGCCACUCUAGUUAUUUCACCCAGGGAACUAUUAAAGACAAUUUAAACACCUAAAUUGCACAUGAGUUAACAUAUAUACACUUGAGGUCAAAAUUAUUAGCCUCCCAGGAAUUCUGGAACAUUUUCCUUAAA